GCCGACACUACAUCCGGUGUGGUCGUCGGUUCCGCUAGGUGUUUGGGGUACGCCGGCCGGAAUAUCGAGCGUGUAGUCAUGUCGGCGUCGGUGUUGUCGGUCAUCUCGCGGUUCUUAGAAGAGUACUUGAGCUCCACUCCUCAGCGUCUGAAGUUGUUGGACGCGUACCUCCUGUAUAUACUGCUGACCGGGGCGCUGCAAUUCGGUUAUUGUCUCCUCGUGGGGACCUUCCCCUUCAACUCUUUCCUCUCGGGCUUCAUCUCCUGUGUGGGGAGUUUUAUCCUAGCGGUUUGUCUGAGAAUACAGAUCAACCCACAAAACAAAGCGGAUUUCCAAGGCAUCUCCCCGGAGCGAGCCUUUGCUGAUUUUCUCUUUGCCAGCACCAUCCUGCACCUUGUUGUCAUGAACUUCGUUGGCUGAAUCAUUCCCAUUUACUUAAUUGAGGCGUAGGAGACUGGAAGAAUGUGAAGAAAUUGUGGCUCAGAUGCACCGAUCAAGCCAGGAUUAGAAGGACAAGCAGUGUUCAGGCAAACUUUGCCUUUUUCAUUAUGAUCCACUCUCUGACUGAGCUGUUUCAGUCUGUUAUUUCUGGUUCAUCGACACUACUAUUUUUCCUCCCCAGUUAGAUCUUUCUGGCCUCUGUGCCAUUACUUUAACAUUUCUUUCUAUUUCAGAAUGCACUUAAAUCCACAUAAACCAUGCAUUUCUUGAUAUCUGGGCCCUACAAAUACUGCAGUAAGUUCAAUAGGUCUCAGUCACCACAUUAAGCCUCCUACUUUAGUGACAUAUUGUCUACUUACUGGGUUUUAUUGAUAAUCCUGUCCCAGUCCCAUAGAUGAAUGUAUUAGAAAUCACAGCACCGUGCUGCCUGACAAGAAUUCCUGAGCUACCUUGAUAAUAGAUUAAUGUGAUUAGCAUGUAUCUAUCCUCCUUCCUGGGAACUCUGGCUGGGAUUUCCCCCUUUUUCUAUUAUUGAAAUAAAAGACUAAGCCAUGGAGUUAAGCCUCUGAAAGCCUCUUUUCAGAGCACAAUAGAAUGGAUGGAGGGGAAAGCCUGAGAAGAGUCCAGCUGAUGGUCUUUAGACAACUCUGACACAUUUCCUUCAAAAAUUUCACCAAGUCACCUUGUUUUACCAGCCAAAGCAUAUCAGCUUUGAUUCCCAUUUUUUACUUAGGAAUCAAUUCCUGUACACGAGGUCAUUUUACCAGUGGUUAGAAAAUUGCUCCUGUCCCUGUAGGUAAUCUUUCUUUCUUUUAUCAGUUUAGUGUGUAUUAAAAAAUUUGUGAGCAUGGGGUGGGACAGGGGUAUGGUUGGAGUAUUAGACACGAGGGACAGCAUCUGUUUUUUUCAUUUUGUUUUGAUGACUUUCAUCACUAAACCCCAGUACUCCUUGAGUUAAAGAAUAAGGAGACAUUUAAUCAUGUGUGCAAUGUAAGUCUGCAGGAUAAGUUCAGGCAUUAUGAUCAAUAAUAACCAGGUACUUACUGGAACAUACUGAUACGGUGGUUCCUUUCCCAAAGACCAACACAUUUCCUGUCUGGUAGGCACAGUGAAACGAGGCCCUGCAAAUACCCUGAUUACCUGUUCACUGCCUCCAAUGUGUAUAUAACUACAAACAAUGGACACUUGUAUUCUGUCCUUGCCUUUGGCAAGGAACUAACUCAGUGAGCUCUCAGUGUUUGGGAAUGCAACAGUAAAGCUCUGUUACUUUGUGAGAAGGAGAGGGUAGAUGGGGGUGUGUCCUCCACUUACUCAAUAACUAUUCACUGAACACCUCCAUGUGUAAGGCACUGUGCUAGGCGCUGGGAUAGAGCAGAAAGCUGCUAGGACGCUGUCCCAGUCCUCGUGGCACUUAUAGUCUAUUGGGAGGCACACAGAAACAAAUCCAUAGAUAAUACAAUAUCAAGUGAUGAAAGUGCAGGAAUAAAUCAGGCUGGAUAACAGGCUGUGUUUAAAUCAGGCUGUGUUUGGUGGCUUGUUAGAAUGGUUGGGCAAGAAGGGUCUCUCUGAGGAGGUGAUAUUAUCUGAAGUGAGAUCCAAGCGUGGAGGAAUGAAUCAUCACCUCUAUUUACAGAUAAGCCAAUAGAGGGCCUGAAAGAUCAAAGCCUGGCUCCGAAUCACACAGUGUCAAGGACGGCCAUGGACGCUUAGAUCAUGCCUUCUUUCUGUUGAAGUACUAGAUCUAGUUCUACCAUGUAAAUUCCUGGUUAGGAAAGACAAAAUGAGACAGAGGUUCUUCCAAAGUGACUUUGGGAUGUUAUCUGGGUAAUUGGAAACUGUGGCACUGGCCGUUGAGGCAUCCAGGUUGUAAGAGGAGGCCAACUGGAAGAGAAGGUGUUAGCAUCUAAGAGUGUUUUUCUGAUGGCUUUUCUGAUGGAGCUGGCCACUGAGAUGGGGAGACUUCUUCCAUCCUGUUUCCCUAUUAAGUUGGCAAGCAAUGCAAUCCAUUGCCCAGCAAAAUGAGCUCUUACAUUUAUGAUGGGGAGGAUACAGGGAGAGCUCUGCUCCCCACUAAACCAGAAUAAACCAAGGACAUUUGGCAGUCCACUUAAAUGAACAAAAAAGCCUGUUACAUGUCUCAGUAACUAACUGAAUUCAAAUUUCAUGGCAAUACUUACUAAGAUUCACCUUUAACGUGGUCCCCCUUCCAAAAACCAGCUUCAGGCUGCUUGAAAACCCCACAGGGAUCUAUUCCACCACAAAAACCAAAGUGAGCUUCAUUUUCAAGCACAGGAAUUCUCCCAGGUUCUCUCACUUGGUUGAAACCCAGGUCAGCACCAAGCACAUAUUUAGGUAAACUCAAGAAAAGUCUUAAACUCAUACAUUCUUUGGAAUGGUAGGAAACCUCCGAAACCAUUUCCUACAAGCUCACAACCUCAAGCAUUUCUCUCCCAAGUGAUCUCAGGUUUUGAUGAUCUCCAGGGACAGUCUUAGUCACCAAUUCUCAUGUUCUGUUUUCUCAUAACUAGAAAGGUUCACCUUAUAUCCAAAUUCAACCGUUUCUCUGCCAUAGCCAAGAUCCAUGAAGCUUUUUCAUCCUCAAGUUUACCCUCAAAUGGAAUUUUUCAUAAAAUCUGACUCUCAAAAAAAUCACGAAUCACCUGACUGCCCAUACUUUUCAAAGAGAUUUCACAUACAUUAUCUCAUGUGAGUCUUACAAAAUCCUUUGAGCUAGACAGAGCUGGAAUCAUAAUCUCCAUGUCAUAGAUGAACUGGGGCUUACAGAGCUUCCCAUGGACGCAUGGUUGGUGAGUGGCUGAGCAAGAUCCAUCGUCUUUUGGCCCCGGGUUGAAUGCCUUAAUGAUUUAUUUGUACACGUUCACGUAUUGAUCAUAUCCCCUUAGCUUUCAAGUAUCUCUCCCUUCUUUAUUCUCUUCCUUAAUGAAAAGGACAAUAUCGUCAACAACAAAAACAAUAUCCACCCCCUUCCUCAAAAAAAUAAAUAAAUAAAUAAAGCACUCUAAACAAA
Lagenorhynchus albirostris (white-beaked dolphin) is the source of this 3469-nucleotide messenger RNA. It is a transcript of the gene DAD1, whose product is annotated as defender against cell death 1. The coding region runs from base 79 to 420 and encodes 113 amino acids. Gene Ontology annotation, biological process: protein N-linked glycosylation. Gene Ontology annotation, cellular component: membrane; oligosaccharyltransferase complex. The transcript has 3 exons. NCBI's taxonomy places the organism in Eukaryota, Metazoa, Chordata, Mammalia, Artiodactyla, Delphinidae. The record is from RefSeq and is a predicted model, not a curated record.